AUGCCCGACGAAUCAGCAAAAUCCGGGAGGACCCACCCGAGAGGCCUCAUGAAGAAGGAUAAAGAUUUCAGCUUCUCCAACGCGGUUCUUCAAGCGCUCGCGACUGCGUUGAACCCGACAUGGCUCGUGAAGGAGCUCGGUGACGACUACAUUGGGCCUCGUUUCCCGAUCGAGCAUUCCUGGAGCGCGAGCAAGAUGGACCGGACGAUUCAGAAAGCGAUAACGACAAAAGAAGGCCAGCGCUCGCUCAAUCCAGUUGCGGAGUUGUUGUAUGUUCUCGAAUGUAUGCAGGUGGAGGAGGACGGGAGCUUUGAAUGCGUCAACCCGUAUCCGCUACAAAUCAUGCUCUCGCUGGGGAGCUGCGAAGCCGGCGGAAGCGUUCCCGAGAAUCCCUUCGAAUGGCUCUGCAAAAUCCUGGAUCUCAUUUCUUGCCAUUAUCCUCGCGAUGUCACGCCCAUCACCGAGGAAUCGCGACAUGUCUUAGUCAACAGCCUCUUCCGCAUUAGUAUGGAAUAUGCCACCACAUGCAUGGGAUCGAUGUGCAAGGGCCACGCCACAGACCGCGGACAGCGAAGCUCCUGGACUCUGCCGAUUGAUGUGCCAUUCAAGGACCCAAGCUCAUCGAGCCCAAUGUCGAUUACCAGCUGCUUGAAAAGAUACUACGAGAAGAUCGAAAGCAAAGAAGCACGAGCCUGCGAGAAGUGCGGAGAUCGGAUGUCGAACCAGGAGCGGUGGACUGGAUUUACUCAGCUCCCUGACACUCUCAUCGUCGAGUUCCGGUACGCGGAACCACGAAGAAGCGCUAGGAAAGCAGGAGGAAGCAGCAACACGGCCGAGCAGGGCGUGAACGUUGACGUGACUCUCGAUGGCGUGCUUCACCUCCGGGAGUUUUCGAAAUCCAGCAUCGAGAGCGUGGUCUACGGCCUCCAAACCAUCGUUAAGAGUAGAGAGAAAGGCGGAAAGGGGGGUCAUUACCAGGCCUUUACGAAAACGAAUGACGGGCAGUGGUGGAAAUGCGAUGAGCAGGUGGUCACGAAGUCUACGCUCGUCAACGCUUAUAGCUCGGCUGCGUUAGACGGCGGAAGGGCUCAUCUGGCAUUCUACGCUCGCGUCCUCCCGCAGUAG
Messenger RNA from Trematosphaeria pertusa, 1125 nucleotides. Its product is annotated as cysteine proteinase. Bases 1 to 1125 code for a protein of 374 amino acids. The transcript has a single exon. Gene Ontology annotation, molecular function: cysteine-type deubiquitinase activity; cysteine-type endopeptidase activity. The record is from RefSeq and is a predicted model, not a curated record. Lineage: Eukaryota; Fungi; Ascomycota; Dothideomycetes; Pleosporales; Trematosphaeriaceae. Gene Ontology annotation, biological process: protein deubiquitination. Gene Ontology annotation, cellular component: nucleus; cytosol.